Molecule: messenger RNA, 297 nt
Organism: Echinostoma caproni
Lineage: Eukaryota; Metazoa; Platyhelminthes; Trematoda; Plagiorchiida; Echinostomatidae
Source: the annotation of a GenBank genome assembly
AUGUCCGAGAAGGCACCUAUUGUUCCAAACAAGAGAUUGCAGCAGACCCAGGCUCAAGUAAAUGAAGUUGUGGACAUCAUGCGUGUGAAUGUGGAUAAAGUACUCGAGCGUGAUAAGAAUUUAUCCGAGCUAGACGGAAGAGCUGGUGAGUGCGAAUUUAAAGAAAAUGUUUUGUAUCAUAUUAUUGUAUUUAUGAGUGAUUUAGUUCAAGGCAUCGCCCCUUUGGAUUCCCCAGUUUACUUGUAUGAAGUUGGCACUCCUGCAGCGAAAUCGUUGGAACCAAUGAAGGGUGACUAA